GACAUAAUAUAUAACCUUACUUUAUAUUUAAAGUUUAUUUUUAAUUUUUAAGAUAGUUUUUUGUGUAAAAUAUUCUUAAAUAUUUAUUUUUAGAAUGUUUAGUAACAAAAUAGAAUGUAAAAUUUAACCAACGAAUAGAAAAGGUUUCUUUACAUUCAUAAUAUAUGAAAAUGUCAACAAUAAGAAAUAUUAGAUUGCUCGUUGCAAAAUUUAAUCCAAUUAGAGAGAAACUAUUUUCAUCAAAAAAUUUAUUAUACACUAAUGUUGCUAUUUCAAUUUCACUAUCAGCAACGGGUGAUUUUCUUGAACAACACUAUGAAAUUUUAAAGGGAGAAUGGAAAAAAUUUUGUAUAAAAAGAACUGGACAUAUGGCAUUAUCGGGAAUGUCUGUAGGAGUAAUAUGUCAUUAUUGGUAUCGUUUUCUUGAUUCUCGACUUCCGGGAAAAACAAUUGGAAUUGUUGUAAGAAAAGUUAUCAUCGAUCAAUUUAUAUGUUCACCACUUUGUAUAGGAAUGUUUUUUUUAACAUUAGCAAUAUUAGAAAGAAAUAAUUGGGAAGAAUUUAUUAGAGAAGUUAAAAAUAAGGCACAUAAACUGUAUAUUGCCGAAUGGAUAGUUUGGCCGCCAGCACAAAUAAUUAAUUUCUAUUUUCUACCAACAAGAUAUAGAGUUCUUUAUGAUAAUACUAUUUCUCUAGGCUACGACAUUUAUACAAGUCAAGUUAAACAUGACAAUAUAUUAAAUCAAAAUAAAUAACGUUUAAGGAUAAAUUCUGUUAUCAGAAUUUUAGAUAGACAAAAAUUAAAUUUUUUAAGAAUUCAUUUUUUAAGUACGAAAUAGUUUCAUAAAUUUUAUUUCCAAGUCAAUAAAUAAAAAAUUAUAAAUAGAAAUGAGA
Messenger RNA from Leptopilina boulardi, 894 nucleotides. Its product is annotated as mpv17-like protein 2. The record is from RefSeq and is a predicted model, not a curated record. The transcript has 3 exons. Gene Ontology annotation, biological process: mitochondrial ribosome assembly. Lineage: Eukaryota; Metazoa; Arthropoda; Insecta; Hymenoptera; Figitidae. Bases 165 to 755 code for a protein of 196 amino acids. Gene Ontology annotation, cellular component: membrane; cytoplasm.